GUAAAGUUAUAAAAGUAGCUGAAUAAAGGUGCACUUGUGUCGUAGAAUUUUACGUUCAUUGAUGUUUUGACAUGACCGAGUGACGAUCUCUAGUUGCUUCAUCGCGGCAUAGCGUUCGCGUACGAAGACCGUAAUUGCUUCUAUCAUGUUGUAGAUCGUGAAAGCCUCGGCGUCAUACAUGUCGGUGUUACACGCGAUGUAUUGAAGCCUAAACAUACUUUAUGCUCCGCUUAUAUCUUCGCGUGCAGAAGGAUAUAGUACAGCCUUUUACUACAGCCAGCCGGUUACGUGAUUAGCAAUUUUCCUAUUCAGAGACUCGAUGGGGAGUAGACGAGUACGGAUAUGGUUUAUUAAAGUAUUGAUUUGUAAUAAACAAUGUGAAGUUGAUCUUCUCAGAUGUACUUUUCCAAGGCCGACGAAAACAAAAUAAAGGCAUUUCAUUAAACAUUUUUUAACUUCAUUAUUUUCAGUACCACUUUAAAUUAAUAAAGUUGAAAAUUAAACUUGGAAAGUUCUAUGUGUGUUCGCUGUUAUGUAUACGUAUGUGUGUACGAGCGCGUGUACGUUUGAAACAAUGAAAUAUUUAAGUACAUAUAUUCACGUGUGUGCAUAUGAAAAAUAUGGUUAAAAUUUUAUAUAUUUCACUUCUUUUAUUUUACAUGUAUUAUUUAAUCGAAAUGAUUGUAGAACCAAAUAAUAACUGGUUUAUUGUUUAAACGUAUACAUAGAUACAAUAUGUAUCAUUAUAUUAAUUGCAGUUUUAUAUUUUUAUGUAUUUUUUAUUGUAAAAACACAUUUGUUUUAGUUUGUUGAGCAAAAUUUAUAUCAUACCAGGACUGAUUCUAAUAGAACUUUCCAUUAUUUUCUAAUAAAAACAGAGCUCAGUUAAAAUCAACCUUCACAUUUAUGAUAUCUGGUCGUGUUCAUAUUUCAAUUGUAUGUACUGAAUUACGAUGUUGAGCUGCAUGAGACUGAAAUUUGUUGGUAUCAAUAGGAUGAUGAACGUUUACCUUGCAUUUUUAACGCAAAUAACGGACAGAGACCGAUCGAUGCGCACAUGAGGGUGUAUAGAAGUUCUUCAUGUCUGCCUGUUCUUUUUUUUUGCAACCGCAGUAAUCAUCGAAAUGUUAGACUAUUUACUCGCAGUCUCUAAGAUAAGAAAAUACAAAAAUAUAUGAUGGAAAUACGAUGGAUAAGUACUUUCUAUUGAUCUACAACUGUAGGUUCCUCGAAUACUGAAUUCAUAGAAUCUUACAGUCUUACUGAGGCUUCACGAUUGACCAUAUAUCCACUGAUGACUGUUAAGUAACUGUAACUGACUUAAACUGAUCCUGCUGCGAUCGGAAAUUUAAAAAAACCCAUUUUCUAACCGAUGACGAUAUAAAUUAAGAAUCAAGGCAAUUGCGUUAGAAUUUUGAUACUACUUAAGCUGUGUGCGCUGCACGUAUUAUUAAUAAUAAACAGUUCUGCGUUAGCAAACUGAUAGCUUUCCUCGGAUCAAGAGAUACGAUGGUAUCUCGCGCCGAGUUGUAAUCUUCCUGUAACACAAACGCAGAAGAAAACCGAGUUAAGUUGAAAUAUCAGUAACCGAGCUGGUGCUACCGUGGCGUGAAACUGAAUUGCUCAGAGUAAAUAUAUAACGGUACAAAAAUGGUGAAUACUGUGUGUCGCUCUGUCGAGUUCGGACUUCGCGCGAUCGGUGUAUGGCCGGAUACGUCGUAUGCAAUUUUGCGCCGAGCGUUCUGUAUAUCUACGAUGGCAAUAUUUCAGACCUUUCAAUAUCAACACUUGAUCAUGCAUUACGGCGACGAGGAUCUCUUUCUACUCAUGGACGUGUUAAGCGCAACUCUGGCUUACACUCUUCUGCUGAUCAAAUUGAUUAUUUUUUCGUUUAAUGCUCGUCUGCUGAACGAAAUCAUAGCGCGCCUAGUUGAGGAUUGGAAAGAGCGCGAUGUUUGUGACGAGUACGCGAUGACUAGGAUGUCGUACAUCUCUCGUCGGUUCUCCAACUUUAUCAUUGCCUUGUACGCGCUUUCGGUGCUCCUUUACGCAACCGGUACUUUGCUGAGAUACAAAAGUAACAAUCAGAACGACACUCGAGAGCUUAUUCUUAAGAUGGAAUUGCCCUUUGAAAUCAAGAGCACAUCGGUACAUGUAGCUGUCCUUGUUACACAAUUUAUUCAUCAGACAAGUGCAGCAAGUAUGGUAGGCGUGAUGAAUUCCUUGCUGAUAACACUGGUUCUUCAUGUGUGCGGACAGAUUGACACUGUGAGACAAAAAUUGAGCGAAAUCACGCGAAAAGACAUCAAGCGAGACGCGAGCGAGAGCAUCGUGAAAAUGUUGAUUAUUCGGCAUCAAAAGAUUAUCUCUUUCUCCAAGAAUAUCGAGGCCUUUUUCUCGAAUAUCGCGCUAAUACAAUUCGUAUCAAAUACUUUGGUUAUCUGUUGUCUAGGAUUUAUUAUCGUGAUCCAUGGAGGCAUUUAUAUUUUGUUUCCUCGGAGAGUAUCUCAGUACAAAAAGCCAGAAGAUCGGCGAUGCGGCGUACGAAUCGCUUUGGUACGAGCUAAACCCAAAUCAAAAUCGAGAUGUCCUGAUCAUGAUCAUAAGGUCACAGAAGCACCUGACGCUCACAAUCGGGAAGGUCAUGGAUCUUUCUCUCCGGCAAUUCGCCAGCAUCGUGAAAGCUUCGGCGUCAUACGUGUCGGUGUUACACGCAAUGUAUUGAAGCCUCACACUGCACGCCACUUAUAUCUUCGCGUGCAAAAGGAUAUAGUACUUUUAUCACCGCCAGUCGUUUACACGAUUAACAAUUUUUCUAUUCAAAGAGGCGGAGUUUCGCUUCAACUGUACGUGUGUAGACAAGCAUGGGUAACGAAGCAUCGAUUUACCGAGGUACCUGUUCGCCGAUGGCUUUAUUUAGCCUGCAGUGCAUAAGGCCAGAGCUAUAAAUACACCAUUGAUAUUUUAGAUCGAUGUAUUUUACCGAGUCUAGUAACAAAAUGACGACCAAAAUAAACGCGUUCAAUUAAAAGAGAUUUGAUUUAUCCAGGCUACUAGCGCUUUUAUAUUACAAUCAAAAAUUGAUUUGGGAGAUUCUUAAGACGACUAAACACAGCUAUAUGAAAUCAAACGUAUUAUGUUAAAGGCGCGGUGUAAAAAUAAUAAACACAAAUAGUGAGAUGUAGUUUUAUGAAGGACUCACAUUGGUU
Molecule: messenger RNA, 3209 nt
Organism: Vollenhovia emeryi
Lineage: Eukaryota; Metazoa; Arthropoda; Insecta; Hymenoptera; Formicidae
Product: odorant receptor 13a-like
Exons: 6
Coding region: 1651-2934 (427 amino acids)
Biological process (GO): sensory perception of smell; detection of chemical stimulus involved in sensory perception of smell
Cellular component (GO): plasma membrane
Molecular function (GO): olfactory receptor activity; odorant binding
Source: RefSeq, a predicted model, not a curated record